Ichthyophthirius multifiliis is the source of this 1501-nucleotide messenger RNA. RefSeq lists its product as hypothetical. The annotation marks the transcript as partial. The transcript has a single exon. The record is from RefSeq and is a predicted model, not a curated record. NCBI's taxonomy places the organism in Eukaryota, Ciliophora, Oligohymenophorea, Hymenostomatida.
ACAAUAUUAAUCCUUUCACAAACAUUAAUAGCUGACUAACAUGCUGACUGUUAAAUUAGCUGUUAUAAAGCCUACGAUUAAGACUUUCUUAAAUGUUCAAAAUACGACUAAGAAUGUUUACAUGCUGCCUCCUCUAAAUAAAUAGGCUGUCUAGAAAUAUGCAGCAAUGCUAAAAAUUAGGGAAGAGAACUUACUCCUUACGAAAAAUGCUAAUCUUAAUGUCAAUAAGUAUUAGUUAACUGUGCUAAUAAAUGUAAUAGUAUUGGCUGUUUAAAGUAAUGCAACUAACCUUAUAGAAAUUGUGAAUUAGCUUGCUAAAAAGUUGAAAAAAUAAGAAAAUAUGAUAAAUCAUGUUCAGGAAACUGUUAAUAUAAACACGAUUAAUGCUCUUCUUUAUGCAAACCUUAAGAUAAAGUGUGCUUAGGAAAAUGUAAUACAGAAAUGAUGGGAUGUGGUGAAUCGUGUAGACAUGUAUUAAAAUUAUCCCCUGAACCUACUUAAUUCGAAUAAUGCUAAUAAAAAUGUCAAUUAAUAGAAGGUGAUUGUGUUAAUAAAUGUACUGAUAAUGACUGUGUGUAGAAAUGUAAUGAACCAUUUAUUUAAUGCGUUGGAGUUUGCUAAAAAUAAGAAAAAAUGAGAGAAUACGAUAUACAAUGUUUAGGAAACUGCUAAUAUUAAUAUAAUUAAUGUAUUUCUAAAUGCAAUCCUAAAGAUAAGAAAUGCUAAGGAAAAUGUAAUAUAGAAAUGAUGGGAUGUGGUGAAUCCUGUAGACAUGUUUAAAUAUAAUACACUGAAUCUACUAAAUUCGAAUAAUGCUAAUAAUAAUGCUAAGUAAGUUAAUUGUAAUGCUUUAAUAAUUGCACUAAUUAAGACUGUGUAAAUAAAUGCUACUAUCCAUCCACUUAAUGCGUAGAAAAAUGCAACAAAUAAGAAUAUAUGGACUAAUAUGACCCUACAUGUCAAUCUGGCUGCAACUCUAAACUCAAAUAAUGCACCUUAAAAUGCACUGACAAUGAUUGUGUAAAUACCUGUUAUGUCUAAUAUAGAUUCUGCGGAAAAUAAUGUAGAUAUACCAUUACAAAAAGCAAUAAUUCAUAAAGUUGGGAUGAAAAAUGCCAAUAGGAUUGUUAAAAUGCUUACAAUAAAUGUAUAAGUUAAUGUGAAGAUGAUGAAUGUUUAAGAACCUGCGGAGGUAUGAAAAGAGGUUGUGGAGAAAUGUGUAGACAUGUAAUUUUAAAUGAAAGUAGGAAAGAAUAAAAAAGUACAGUUAAGUAUAUGAUUAAAUGUUAAUUAUAUAAAUAUAUAUGUGAUAUUAAGUGUUAUAUUAAAAAUGAAGAUUGCUACAAAUCUUGUAGUGAUCAAUAAGAAUAAUGUUAAAGUGAAGAUAUUUAGUGAGAAUAAAAUUAAGUUUAUUGAUUUUUUAUAUUAUUAUUAUAAGCUUUUUUAUUAAAAUAAUAUUUAAUUAAAUUUGCUUUUUUAUUAUUUUAAACAAAACAUAUUU